This is a messenger RNA of Gymnodraco acuticeps, 220 nucleotides long. Its product is annotated as nuclear factor 1 X-type-like. Lineage: Eukaryota; Metazoa; Chordata; Actinopteri; Perciformes; Bathydraconidae. Gene Ontology annotation, biological process: regulation of transcription by RNA polymerase II. Gene Ontology annotation, molecular function: RNA polymerase II cis-regulatory region sequence-specific DNA binding; DNA-binding transcription factor activity, RNA polymerase II-specific. The record is from RefSeq and is a predicted model, not a curated record. Gene Ontology annotation, cellular component: nucleus.
UGAGCCGAGGGGAGGGAGAUAAACUUUGUUCCCUGAAAGUUUGUGCAAGCUUUCACUUUCUAGGCGGGGUUUCAGCAGCAUGGAGUGAGAAACGGAGAGCGAUGCAGCAGCAGCAGCUUCCAUCCAAUAAUAAGCUCUCACAUUUCCACAAAUAACCAUGUACUCCCCGUACUGCCUGACACAGUAUUACCCUACUCACCUUCUAAACAAUGCCUUAGUG